This is a messenger RNA of Ananas comosus (pineapple), 1848 nucleotides long. RefSeq names its product la-related protein 6B-like. Gene Ontology annotation, molecular function: mRNA binding. The coding region runs from base 103 to 1455 and encodes 450 amino acids. Gene Ontology annotation, biological process: RNA processing. Gene Ontology annotation, cellular component: nucleus. The record is from RefSeq and is a predicted model, not a curated record. The transcript has 10 exons. NCBI's taxonomy places the organism in Eukaryota, Viridiplantae, Streptophyta, Magnoliopsida, Poales, Bromeliaceae.
UACGCAUCCUCUCCGCAUUUGCAUUUCGACCCUCGUUCUUCUUGUCGUAAGCGAAUCACUCCACUUCGCUCUCCUCGUCUCCGAUGUAGGGAAACCCUAGCCAUGGCCGAGGAGACCCAAGAGGUCCACGACGAUCGCGGCGCCGCGGCGACGCUCUCUCGAGCGCCCCUGAACGCCUCCACCAGCCGCCUCAACGCCGCCGCGCCGGCGUUCGUCCCCCGCUCCGCCGCCGCCGCCGCCGCCGCGGCGCCGCGCCACCGCGCCGCCAAGAUCCACCGCGCCCUCGAGCUGCCUCUGGCGCCGCCGCAUGCGGCCGCGAUCCAAGCUUUUCCGGUGGCGGCGCCGCCACUGGGGCGUGCGAUUCUUGUUCCGGUUCCGAACCACGGGGCGUUCGAGUACUACGAUGAGGAGUUCGAGGUCGCCGCCCGUGUGGCGGCGGAGCCGAGCACCGCUCCGCCCCCCGAGGAAGGGCUCCCGGAGGCGGUGAUCCGAAAGAUCAAGAAACAGGUAGAAUAUUACUUCAGUGAUGCAAAUUUGGCUACAACCGAAAUUUUGAUGAGGUUCAUCAGUAAAGAUCCUGAGGGAUUUGUACCUAUAUCAGUAGUUGCAUCGUUUAAGAAGAUUAGGGCCUUGGUCCACGAUAAUUCUUUGCUUGCUGCUGCUUUAAGUACAUCAACACAACUGCAUGUCAGUGAUGAUGGAAAGAAAGUUAGACGCAAAAAACCUUUCACUGAGGCAGAUCUUGAAGAAGUGCAGUCGCGUAUCAUCUUUGCUGAAAAUUUACCGGAAAAUCAUUGUUACCAAAACCUUAUGAGAGUGUUCUCAGCUGUUGGGAGUGUGAAAUCGAUUCGUACUUGUUAUCCACAAAACUCGGAUGGUACAACUGCUGCAGUAAAUAGGUCAUCAAAGAAUGAUAUGGUACUUUGUAACAAGGUGCACGCAUUUGUGGAGUAUGAGACUGUUGAAGAUGCCAAAAUAGCAGUUAACAAGCUUAAUGGUGAGACGAACUGGCGGAAUGGACUAAGAGUUCGUCCGCUGCUUGAUUGCAUGAAACAUGGAACAGGACGAGGAAGAAAAGAUGGACAUGAAGGUGAUGGUGCGAGAGAUGGAGAUUUUAUUAACACAAUUAACCAACCAAAAGAGAAACAAGCAGACGAUGAAGCACAUUUUGAGCAUCAUGAUGAGGAGAAUUUUGUUGACAAAGAAGGUGGAACGAGGCGAGGGAGGGGGCAGGACCGAGGAGGGAAGUGUCGAGGGAAGGGACAGCACCACCACUACUCCACAAACCGUAACAUCGGCCAUGCUGUCGGGACCCCUCCUUUGACCCAUCCAAUGCACCCCGAGCACCCGACGGCGGCGACAAAGCAGCCUCCUGGGCCCCGAAUGCCUGAUGGCACCCGGGGAUUCACCUUUGGCCGCGGGAAACCAAUAACUAAUCCGAUCAGUUCGAGUUGACCGAUUCCUCAAAAUGUCGAUCCAUUUUGUUGUAAUUGAUCGUAUUUUGGGGCAAUUGGUGGAAAAAAGGGGUUUACUAGAUCAAAUGUCAUCAUAGAACUGGGAUUUGAGGGUUCAUCACAGAACUGGUAUUUGAGAGUUGGAAGUCCCGGAUUUCACUGAUUGUAACCCCAUCUAGGAUGGUGUUUUUUUUUUGUGUGCGUGCGCGUGUACGCGCACGCGCUUGUUCUUUGUCUUUUGUAAUAAUUGAGAGAGUCAUGUAAAGAUAGAACAAAAAGGAGGAAAGAGAGAGCAGAAAGCCGGUCAAUGCAUAGUGACACAACAAUAAUCUUCUCUCACACUUCAUACUUUGGUAUAUGGUGAAUUCAAAGUUCUUCACUUUCCAUCCUUUAA